CUUGCCGUUGUCAAUUUCAUGUGUGGCGAUCUGUCAAAAAAUAGAAAACGGGAUCUUUUAUACCGAUAGAACGAUAAGUAAUAUGUUUUUUAAAUUAAAAAUAGAUUGAGCUAGGCUUUAUACCAUGCGGUGGAACUUAUUGGUGUUAUUUACGCUAGUUUUGAGCGCGAAGGCGUGGGAUGACGGCGAUUUGGAGGUGUUCGACGUGGUCGAAGAAGUGAAUCAGAACUUUUACGAAUUGUUAGGUGUUACACAGGAUGCUUCCCCAUCAGAAAUCAAGUCUGCAUUUAAGAAGCUCACAUUGAAACUGCAUCCGGAUAAGAAUGAUGCUCCCGAUGCAGACGUGCAGUUCAGGAACCUGGUGUCCGUCCACAAUAUACUUAAAGACCCGGGGAAAAGAGAGAAAUAUAACGACGUGCUCAAGAAUGGUCUUCCAAACUGGCGCUCUGCCAUCUACUACUACCGUCACGUGAGGAAGAUGGGCCUGGCUGAGGGCUCCAUCAUCCUCUUCAUCAUCAUCACAUUUGGCCAGUAUGCUGUCGGAUGGGCAGCUUAUGCUGAGAAGAGGUUUACUGCUGAGCAAAUACUCAACAGUAGAGGUAAAAAGCACUCCAAGAAGUCAGGAUUUGACCAGGGCCUAUCAGAUAUCCUCGACCAGCUUCCCAAACCCAGUGUGAGAGACACGCUGCCGUUCCAAAUACCGAGGUUUACGUGGUGGCUGGUGACUGCCAUACCGAGGGGUAUCAUUGAACUGAGGAGACGAUUAAAAGAACAGAAGGAAGAAGCUAAGAGACAGAAAAAGAGGGAAGAAGAAGAGCGAGCCCGCGCAGACCGCGAGGCGGCGGCAGCAGCAGAAGCUAAGGCCGCCGGGGUGCGCAAGCGCCGCGCGUGGGUGCCGCCCGCGCGGGACGGCUGUCUGCUGGACCCGGCUGACGAGCCUGAAGGCGGACCUGUUGUUGUGCCUGUUAAGCAGUCACCCCCCGUCAUAACAGGCGGCCUUUGGACAGACGACGACUUGGCGGAGCUAGUCCGCCUCGUCAAGAAGUACCCGGGCGGCUCGCCCGAGCGGUGGGAGCGCAUCGCCGAGGCCAUGUGUCGGAGUGUGCCGGAAGUGACUCAUAUGGCUGCUAAGCUUAAGGAUAAUUGUUACAAGAUACCUGGACAGGAGCCUGAGCAGCCUGUUGUUGUGGAACCGCCUAAGAAGGUAAAGACCCGCAAGGCGGAGGAGACGAGCAGCGGCAACUGGUCGCAGACGCAGCAGAAGGCGCUGGAGACCGCGCUCGCCAAGUUCCCCAAGGGCGGCGCCGGCGACCGGUGGCAGAAGAUAGCUAAUGCCGUGCCCGGGAAGACCAAAGAGGAAUGUAUGCAGAGGUGUAAAUAUCUAUCAGACAUGGUCAGAAAGCAGAAACAGAAGGAAGAAGAAGAAGCACAGCAGAACGCGGACGGUGACGUCACAGAGCAACCAGACAACGAGUGAACGACUUGCAACCUUAUGUGUUAGAGCGUAAGGAGCAAUUUUACAAGCUAUACUUACAUAUGAUACCUAAUCAAUGUGAUAUCUUUUGUCAUGGUAACCGGUUUUAUUGUUUUGGUACCGCUGAAUAAAGUGAUGAAAUUAUU
Helicoverpa zea (corn earworm) is the source of this 1620-nucleotide messenger RNA. Its product is annotated as dnaJ homolog subfamily C member 1. The record is from RefSeq and is a predicted model, not a curated record. Gene Ontology annotation, cellular component: endomembrane system. The transcript has 8 exons. Bases 125 to 1477 code for a protein of 450 amino acids. NCBI's taxonomy places the organism in Eukaryota, Metazoa, Arthropoda, Insecta, Lepidoptera, Noctuidae.